Molecule: messenger RNA, 1377 nt
Organism: Mytilus californianus (California mussel)
Lineage: Eukaryota; Metazoa; Mollusca; Bivalvia; Mytilida; Mytilidae
Exons: 5
Coding region: 93-698 (201 amino acids)
Source: RefSeq, a predicted model, not a curated record
UUAUUGUUUACAUGGGAAACGAGUUUUGAUACGUGUUCUUUACUUAUUUGAUCGGACAAAUCUACAGGAUCCUACACUGCAGAUUAUUUAAAAUGAAUGUCUUAAAAGCUCUUUUAUUGUUUUCUUGUAUUUAUUCAACAAUAUCAGGGAGUAAGAAAGAAGAGGAAUUACCAAAAGAUGUAUUAUGUGCUGGAUGUGAAGCCGUUUCGAAAGAACUUUCCAAACGAUUAUCCUACGAUUCUAAACAGAAUUUGGAGAAAAAAGUACCAACAGUUUUACGCACAGUAUGUGAUGAAGAUAAUUUCAAAGAUACAGAAUUCAGCCCAUCCAAAGUUAGAGGCGCCUGUAAACAGCUUCUUAAAAAGCAGAAAUCAGAUAUAACAACAGGCUUAGUGGAGCAUUACAGUAAGAGGAAACAGUCAGGGUCUUACUUAGAUCUGUUACAGAAACUCUGUACGGAUGUUACUGGUGUUUGUGUACGUGACACGGAGACGGGAAAACCAGCGGAGGGUAGAGUUAUUUUUAAUGACGAAAAACAGGAGUUUGAAGUUAUUAUGGGCGAUAAUGUACGAAUGCCACAGCCUGUCAUCAAGGAAAAGGAUCCAAAAAAUUCACAUGAAAAUAUUGUGGUUGAUGGAAUACACUCAGUUCCAGUUAAACCACUAAAACCUACUUUGGCAAGUCACGAUGAACUUUAAGAGAUGACAGUGAUGAAUUUAAAACAUUUCAGAGUUGUAAUUUUAUUUCAAACAAAGGCAUUUAAUCAAACAGAUGAACGAUGGAGUGCAAUAAUAUUGGUUGCUAUUCUAACUAAAGAAAAUAAUGAAAUCACUUUAACAACGGAUAGGAAUGGGUUUCUGAAGUGUUAGAUAAACUUUCUUUUUUUUUUGUCCCUUAUGAAAUUCCAGGGUAAAUAUUUACGAAAAAUAAUGUUCUUAUACUGACAAAUUCUGCUUUCUCUUGGGUUUUAAAUUAAAAUAUGUGCAUAUCAAUUUCUUAUAACACUAUUGGACAUGGACAUGUACUGAAAUAUAUCAUUUAUUUUAUUGACCAUGAAAAUUCUUUUGAAUGAUAAUAUGAUACAGUUACAUCCAUUUCGACUUUAACCCUUAUUAAGCAGUUGAUUUUUUAAUAUUUCUACAUACCAUUGAAAUUUAUUAAUUCACUAUGCAAUUUUAUGUGAUUAUACCUUAAUUGUGAUACAUUGUAUUUACAUUAAUGUACUUUCGUUUUUGUUAAGUUUUGUAUUUAAUUUCUCAUAUAUUGUGUACUUGAGUCUUCUUUUUUCUAACUGAAUGUUUGUAUGAUAUUGACGUUUUUCUUACCUAUAUGUUUGUACAACUUUUAUACUUUAUUUAUAAAAAUAUAUCUGAGAAA